Danio aesculapii is the source of this 4041-nucleotide messenger RNA. RefSeq names its product deleted in malignant brain tumors 1 protein-like. Lineage: Eukaryota; Metazoa; Chordata; Actinopteri; Cypriniformes; Danionidae. The record is from RefSeq and is a predicted model, not a curated record. The transcript has 20 exons. Gene Ontology annotation, cellular component: membrane. The coding region runs from base 604 to 3093 and encodes 829 amino acids.
UGGGUGUUGACAUACGCACGUUCAUCGAAGACAAAGGAAGAUUUGGCUUUUCUGCUAUCUCCAAGGAUUUCUGAAGAGAUUUAGAACGAUUACUCCAGUGCUGGUGGGCAUAGGAUGUAAAACAGACUCCUGAUCUUUUGAGACAAUGUGUAAUCAGAUGCCCCACUGUUGUAGGAGCCUAUCAAUGUCAGAAUCACCAGCUCUCCCAGACAGCCAGCUGGAAUCACCCGCUGCCAAGAUGAUGUUAGACGGCUCUCCUUAGGAAACCUUGAAAUUACCACCCAGGCUAAAAAUAGUGGACUCGGUGCAUGCUUUCAAAUAUCAGACGUCUAAACUGCUGGCUUUUGUGCACUUAUUUAACAGAUCAUUCUGGUUUCCUCUGAAGGCCCUGAUCACAGAAUGUUCUAAUGCAGCUGACCAGUGUCCAGAUGACCUCUUUGCAGACGUCUUCUGUUCCAGCUCUCACAUCCAAGCUGAUUAAUGGAGAUUGAGCUGCUCCCUAAUUAGAGUCUUGGUUCACUUCCAGAUUUCCUGGUUUGAGAUCCUGAAGAGCGACACACAUUUACAAGAAACACCAAGCUUCAGUGCAGCCAGUGAGGCACGAUGUUUAAGUCCAUCUUGCUUAUUCUCAUCCUGGAUUUUGGAAAUCCACCUUCAGUUGAAGCCUUUGUGAGACUCAUGAAUGGUGAUAACUCUUGUUCUGGACGAGUUGAGUUUUAUCAUGAUGGUCAGUGGGGAACAGUGUGUGAUUCUGGCUGGGAUCUGACAGAUGCUGCAGUGGUGUGUAGAGAUUUAGGCUGUGGGAAUGUGAUUAGGGCAACGACUAAUGCUUAUUUUGGAGUAGGAUCAGGACGACUAUCAAUGUAUUAUGUAGGGUGUUCUGGUUAUGAGACUUCGCUGAUGAACUGUUGGUAUAGUGGAUUGGGAUUGGAUUACUGUACAAAUUCUCAAGGUGCUGGAGUCAUUUGUGAAGAAUUAGCCUCUAAAAAGGUUGAUAUAAGGUUGGUAAACGGCCGUGACUUAUGUUCUGGAAGAGUUGAGGUUUUCUAUAAUGAAACAUGGGGAACAGUGAGUGAUGAUGGCUGGGAUCUGUCAGACGCUGCAGUGGUGUGUAGAAGACUGAACUGUGGGAUUGUGAUUGAGGCAAAGAGCGCUGCUUAUUUCGGACAAGGAACAGGACCAGUAUGGUUGAACGCAGUGCAGUGCAAUGGAACCGAGGACUCGUUGGUGAACUGUACAUCUACAAAAUGGGGAAUACAGAGCGGUAACCAUUCAAAAGAUGCCGGAGUCAUCUGUAACAAUGUGAAGCUGGUGAGCGGCUCCAGUGCGUGUGAAGGCAAUGUUCAGAUUCUGCAUGGAAAUCUCUGGGGCUCAGUGUGUUCCUCCGGCUGGGAUAAGGACGACGCUUUAGUCGUGUGUCAACAGCUGAACUGUGGUGAUACUGGACAGCUGUUAACAUCACCUCUUUAUGCUUAUGAUUACGAUCAUGUAUGGAUGAAUUAUGUGGCCUGUACAGGAGACGAGUUGUCGCUGCAAAACUGCCCUUUUCCCGGAUGGGCUGCCAGCUACUGUGGGACUGGCCUUACUGCAGGAGUGCUUUGCCAAAAAACUGUGGAACAAGUUGUGGUGAGGAUUGCGCUGAAUGUCAAGAACGGAGUGGAUCUCAAUGAUCCACAGAUUAAACAGAAGCUUCUGGAGAAGAUAAGGAAUGGAACUCAAAGUAAAGGAGUAUUUAGUGUGAACUGGAAAACCCAACCUGAUGAACGCGUGUUUGAACGAUCCACAGGUCUGUCAUCUAAUGGGCGGAGCCAAGAAGAUUCCAUAUUCAAAUCAAAUCACCUGGAGAUCUCCUUCACUGGAUAUCACGCCAUCACAAAGACAACAACUCUUCUGAAAGGACAGACAUUAACAGGCACCAUGUUAAAGUCCGUCUUGCUCAUUCUCAUUAUGGAUUUCAUAAAUGACCCUCCAGUGGAGGCAUCUCUGAGACUGAUGAAUGGUGGUAACUCUUGCUCUGGACGAGUGGAGGUUUUCCAUAAUGGCGCGUGGGGAACGGUGUGUGAUGAUUUUUGGAAUCUGUCAGAUGCUGCGGUUGUGUGUAGAGAGAUCGGAUGUGGGAAUGCGACUGAGGCAAAGACAGUUGCUUAUUUUGGUCAAGGAACUGGAUCAAUAUGGAUGGAUGAUGUGUUUUGCAUUGGCAAUGAGUCCUCUCUGGUAGACUGUAAGAGAAGUGCAUGGGGAAUACAUAACUGUGUGCAUGGCGAAGAUGCUGGAGUCAUUUGUGAAGGCCCUAUUAGGUUGGUAAACGGUCGUGAUUCUUGUUCUGGACGAGUUGAGUGGAUCUAUAAUAAAACAUGGGGAACAGUGAGUGAUGAUAGCUGGGAUCUGUCAGAUGCUGCAGUGGUGUGUAGAGAACUGGACUGUGGGAAUGUGAUUGAGGCAAAGAGCGCUGCUUAUUUUGGACAAGGAACAGGACCGGUGUGGUUGGCCACAGUGCAAUGCAAUGGGACUGAGGACUCGUUGAUGAACUGUACAUCUACAAAAUGGGGAAUACAGAGCGGUGACCAUUCAAAAGAUGCCGGAGUCAUCUGUAACAAUGUGAAGCUGGUGAGCGGCUCCAGUGCGUGUGAAGGCAGAUUUCAGAUUCUGCACAAUGAUAGCUGGGGCUCGGUGUGUUCCUCGGGCUGGGACGAAGAAGAUGCUUCAGUAUUGUGUCAACAGCUGGGUUGUGAUGACACUGGACAGCCGAAGACAUUCGUGAGUCGUUCAGUGGAGAAUAUCUGGAUGAAAAAUGUGGCCUGUACAGGAGACGAGGUGUCACUGCAAACCUGUCCUUCUGCUGGAUGGGGUACGAGCUGUUUGACUGGACUUUCUGCAGGAGUGCUUUGCCAAAAAACUACAAAACAAGUUGUGGUGAGCUUUGUGUUGAACAUCAACAAUGGACUGGAUGUCAAUGAUCCACAGAUUAAGCAGAAAUAUCUGGACAAGAUAAGGAAUGUAGUUGAAGGUAAAGGAGUAAAUAGUGUGAACUGGAGAACACAAACUGAUGAUCAGGUGUUUCACGAACAGAAAACAUCCACAGGUCUUUUAUGAAUAAAGGAGGAGUCAAAAAUACAAACUAACUGUUCAUAAUGUUUAAUUCUAAUGUUCAUCUACUAUUACAAUCUGUACAGAAUAACUGAAGAGAAAUACAGCAGAAGAAUCUUCCUAUUUACUCACAUUUUAAGGAAUUUUCCAAUGCCAAUUGUAUAUUGGUUAAGGAAAUGUGUAUAUAAUGUUAUGUUGAUUCCCUGGUUUCAUGAAGAGAAAGAAAAAUAAGAAAAAUCAAGUCGAUUUUCAAUGUACUUAUCUACAAUAAUUGUAUUUCCACCAAAAGGGACUUUCUGUGCUAUUUGAAUAAUUGACUGUACUCCUGAUAAAUUGACUAAAGGAUAAAUUAUGUAACGAGAUGUAACACCAUAUUAACCAUAGGCUUCAAACUCAAUUCCUGGAGGGCCGCAGCUUUGCACAGUUUUGCUCCAACCCUAAUCAAACACAGCUGAUCCACCUAAUCAAGGUGUUCAAGACUACUAUGCUGUGUCAGAGUACGCUAAAAAGUAGUAUGUCCAAAUUGAUAGAAUUCGAAAAACAGAAUGAGAGAAAUACCCAGAUGACCUACUACGUCCAGCCAGAUUCUGCAGUGUGCAUCUGAUGCAGCAACCCAACUCAUGCGGGUAGGUCACGUGAUCAUGACAGAACGGUGGAUGUAGUAUGUCCAAGUUCUAAUCAUACUACUCACAUUAAUACUGUAUAGAACCUACUUUUCUAAUGGCCGAGUAGUACAUUUAAAUUCAAAUGCAGUACCUACUUAGUAGUAGGCAAUUUUGAACGCAGCCCUUGAGACUAUUAAGCAGGUGUGAGUUGGAGGUGAUUGGACCUAAACUAUGCAGAGCUGUGGCCUUCCAGGAAUUGAGUUUAAGACCCCUGGUAUAACGGUUAAGCAAAUUUUCUGACUUUUUAAGAGGUUAUGUUUUAUACAUAGUUCAAAAAUCUAUAGUAUCA